This is a messenger RNA of Carassius auratus (goldfish), 6764 nucleotides long. It is a transcript of the gene ar, whose product is annotated as androgen receptor. The coding region runs from base 617 to 3226 and encodes 869 amino acids. Lineage: Eukaryota; Metazoa; Chordata; Actinopteri; Cypriniformes; Cyprinidae. The record is from RefSeq and is a predicted model, not a curated record. Gene Ontology annotation, biological process: regulation of DNA-templated transcription. The transcript is spliced from 8 exons. Gene Ontology annotation, molecular function: sequence-specific DNA binding; zinc ion binding; DNA-binding transcription factor activity.
UGAGUUGUGAUCUCCUGCUCUUAUUUGCAGCGUGUUCUUAUUUACCCGUAUUACUGGCGCCGUUCCUGGCUGUAUUAUUUAGUCCUGACAGCAAAGCGCUCAAGGACUUUCCUGAGCGAACUCUCCGUGAAAUAACUGCUUACCCCGGCAAAACACCGUGACACAGCAAGCUCUCCCAGCAUUACCUCUACUGAGCCCAGGAAAGUACUGAUACGAGAGAAAAGGGCUGUAAUUGUACUUUAAAUAAGAAGUGUGGAUUGUUGAGAAGUGCCCAGGGUGCUGUAGCAACCGCUGCCUUGGCUCGGACUGAUCAUUGAGAACAGACAGCGAAAUCUUAUCGCGUGCGCUCAAGGUAGACGGAAAACAACUCGAGCGGCGGAGAAUCAUUCCAAUCCCCGUUCGGAUUUACUUUCAUCCUUGUUUACGUUUAAUAAGAGCCGCCUAUGCGUCUGCGGCUGAGCGCUUGUUUGAUUAUUAUUUGCUUACACGGUCUCACGCUGCGCAGCUCUUUCAUGUCUGUCUGACUCGUACUUUUUCCAAGGAUUUCGUCGAUGAACUUGUUGCGGUGAGUCCCCUUUAAACCCUCACGGCCUGUGUUGAACUCAGUUUCUAGACUAUGGAGGUUCCGGUCAGUCUGGGGGAGGCUUGCGAGUCCCCAGACGCCGUUUUUCACGGACUUUUCCAAAGCGUUUUUCAAAACGUGCGCGUCGCGAGAGCGAACAACCACGAGAGUUUGGACUUUUCUAGCUCCAGAAAGUGCGGCUUCCUGCAGGAGACCGCGUCGAGGGAAAUGCGUUUAAGCAAGCUGUCCCCCGGCAGAGGAAUAAUUUACAGCCCCGAGAAAGAGAGCGAGAGUGCGAGUUUAGUGAUGCAGGCGGCGAGCCGUAACGUUAUUCAGUUUCUCAGGAGUUCCACGGGAAGCAAAAGCGACGCGUCUCUGUCAUCUAGCGGCCCGGGCCGCGCAGAUGCCACCGAAAGCAGCGGCAGUCGCGCAGGUUUCUCUCGGGGCGCUGAGAGCGGACAGAAGGGCUGCGGUGCGGUUGAAGUUCACACGCGCGAGUUGGGCUCGAGUCGUGACGCAAGUGUGGCGAGUAGAAGUCGCGCGUGCACCAGCACCAGAACCAGCAGCAGCGGCGACGGCGACAGCAGCAGCAAUAGCAUCUCGGAGACAGCGCGAGAGCUGUACAAAGCCGUGUCCGUGUCUUUGGGCUUAGCUAUGGAGUCCAGCGAACUGGGCGAGGUGGGACCGCACCAUGCACCGCCGCCCCUGACCCAUGAAAGUAGUAGUGAGGAAAUCUAUUUGUUCGAAAUGCCUUUGCUCAACUGCUCAGUGAGCGAAAAGGAGGCAGGAGGAAAAGACAGAGAGUACGCUCUCGCGGCGGGACGAGACAGAGGCACCGAGCUGCGUGACAGGGACAAAGUGUUUGGGAUGUUUAAAUGUGACGACCUGGAGCAGCUAGCAGGUGAGGGGACGACCUUGCAGCGCAGCAGCACGUCUCGAUCACACUUAACCGCGGAUGUACGGGAGCUGCAUGAGUUCGGCAGCCUGUCCGGGGACACUGCCAACCUGAGUUCAGAAGGUACGGCAGUAACUACAGAACCAGAUAUGGAUGCAACGCGAGCGGCUUCGUGCCAGUUUGAACAACUGUUGCCCGCGAGCAUGACCCAUUUCUUGCACCCGGAGCUAGAAAACGGACCUAGCCAGAGCUUCGCGAAGCCCGCGGAGAUGUCCGGCGAGUUCGCCGGCCCCGUGGAGGAUUACGUGAAUCUCUAUAAUGUCAAAAUCAAGGCAGAGAUGAUGCCCCGUGAACUGAAUGACACCUGGGCUUACCCGCAUAGGUACACUGAGGACAGUAACGGCCAGUACGGGCAUCCCAGUCAGAGGACCACUUACGCAUCUGGGCACGAAACGUCUUUUAUUUGUAACCCCUAUGAGUGCAGCCGAAGCGAGGCUCUGGUUCCGAGGGAGCGACCUCCACCUGAACAGUGGUACCCCAACGGGAUGCUGAGCCGUCCCCCUUACCCUAACGUGCCCUGCGUUAAAAACGAGAUGGGCAAGUGGGUGGAUGUAACUUCAUUUGCGGAUGGCAGGUUUGAUGGAGGGAGGAGUGACAUUUUCCCAAUGGAUUUUUUUCUUCCUCCACAAAGGAGAUGCCUAAUCUGCUCUGAUGAAGCAUCAGGAUGUCACUACGGAGCCCUCACUUGUGGAAGCUGCAAAGUGUUCUUUAAGAGAGCUGCUGAGGGGAAGCAGAAGUAUCUCUGCGCUAGCAGGAACGACUGCACCAUAGAUAAACUGAGGAGGAAGAACUGCCCAUCCUGCCGUCUGAAGAAGUGUUUCGAGGCUGGAAUGACCCUGGGAGCCCGCAAGCUGAGGAAGAUCGGACAGAUGAAAGGUUCGGAGGAGGUCAGCCCCGUUCAGGGCCCAUCAGAGGUAGCCCAGUGCCUGUCGCCCAAGCCAAGCCUGACGUUCCACUCACAGUUGAUCUUCCUGAACAUCCUGGAGGCCAUCGAGCCCGAGGUGGUGAACGCCGGCCAUGAUCACGCUCAGCCUGACUCAGCAGCUGCUCUCCUCACCAGCCUUAACGAGUUGGGAGAGAGGCAACUUGUCAAGGUAGUGAAGUGGGCCAAAGGACUUCCAGGUUUCCGUAACCUGCAUGUGGAUGAUCAGAUGACGGUCAUACAGCACACCUGGAUGGGAGUGAUGGUCUUUGCUCUGGGUUGGAGGUCCUACAAGAACGCCAAUGCGCGGAUGCUGUACUUCGCGCCGGACCUGGUCUUCAAUGAUCAUAGGAUGCAUAUCUCCACCAUGUACGAGCACUGUGUUCAGAUGAAGCACCUCUCGCAGGAGUUUGUUCUGCUGCAGGUCACACAGGAAGAGUUCCUCUGCAUGAAGGCCCUACUUCUUUUCAGCAUCAUUCCAGUGGAGGGGCUGAAGAGUCAGAAGUAUUUUGAUGAGCUGCGUCUGACAUACAUAAAUGAGCUUGAUCGUGUAAUCAACUACGGCAGGAAGACCAACUGCGCCAUGCGCUUCCAUCAGCUGACCCGACUGAUGGACUCACUGCAGCCGGUUGUUCGGAAGUUGCACCAGUUCACCUUUGACCUCUUUGUCCAAGCUCGGUCUCUGCCCACAAAGGUCAGCUUUCCCGAAAUGAUUGCAGAAAUAAUCUCGGUCCAGGUGCCAAAGAUCCUCGCCGGCUUGUCUAAACCAAUCCUGUUUCACAAAUGACAAGACUACACCCCUGAACCACUCAUCCAUACCAACCCCACCCAGGCCAUAUGAGCCAGUCAGUCUGGUCUGAUCAGGUUUGAUCCAGCCUAAACCAGCCUGUCAUGCAUUUAAUCUGGACUCGAAUCGAGCGAUGGGACUGAACGAUACUGAUUUUUUUUAUUUCCAUUUUUUAACCCCCCCCCCCCCCUUUCUUUAUCAGUCUCGUCUCUCUCUCUCCUUUUGAAAAAUGGCCCUGAAAAGUAGCGGGACCAUUACAUCAUUACAGUUGUCUAUCUUCUCCUCAGAGAUCAUUUGAGCUCAUUUUCUCAAACUGACAGCAUGGCGUGAAGCAGGUUUUGUUCUUUCUUUCGACCAGCAGUUAUCCUUCAAGAGUUACAGCUUGUUGCCUGGUGGACAGGUUGGAAAAAAAUAUAUAUCACACUGAAGUUUCAUCUGAGCCCUUAAUCAAAAAAAAGGACAUUAUGCAGAUCUCUAUCAGAGUCUGUGACCUGCCUCCACUCUAUGCACUGCAGUGUAAGAAGGUUUCAUUUAUUGUCCAUGACUUGAGAGAUCAGGAAAAGCAAAGCAGUAUGCAUAGAGAAAUACAUCCGGACGUGACGCAAACGGUGACAGGAUCUCUUCGCUUGUGACUUACUCUUGUGAGUUAAAACAACACACUACUAAAUACAGUAUUGUAGUAUUACAACAGUAUUUCAGUAAUGCAGGCUGGCUAUCACUCUCCUUCCUGCUUUAUUAGUUUAUUGAUUGUAAAACAAGUGCUUCAUUCAUUUCUUAUGAAAUGUAGAGGCUUUUUAAAAGCUUUUAAAAGAGGCAUCAUUCUUUUGGGUCAGACAAUUUGUGACUUUGUCAUUCAAUUGAAAGUCUCUCACAGUUGGGUUUCGACACUAAGAAUGAAAGAACAGCACAAUAAUAAAAGAAACAUCAUCAAGAGUUGCCGCCAGACAGCAGACUUUUGUUAAGAUGCAACCUGGAAAUUUAAGUGCAGGUUUUAGGGUAUAUUGUUGACAGUUUGUACAUAAAUACAGCAAGGCUUGGGUCAGCAAAGAAGAUCUUCAAAUAUGUACACAAAUAUAUAAAUCUAUGCAUGCAGUCUUCAUAUUCAUCAACAAAACAACAAAUAAUUGCAUGAUAAAGCCCUAGAUAUUCAAACAAACCUAACUGUCUUUCCAGUAAGCUAAAUGGAUAUUGUUAGGAAACGGGACUGUUUCCCAUAAGGCUCUUAUGAAGUUGCUCGCUCUCUUUAUCUCUUUCACUGUCCUUAAUGGAAAAUUUGGCAAGGUAAUGUUCUUGUAUAUAUAUCUGUAAAAGUUAAGCGUGGUCCUUUUAAAUCUUUCUAUGUGCUAAUGUAUGGAUGUAGUCAAUAGUUUUACAGUACAGUUUCCUCUUUCCUUUAUAGUAAGUGCCACUGAGGGAUUUGUAUUUCUCGCGCAAAGCAAUAAGCAAUCACAAGCUUAACACACUCUUUUAAUGAGCUCUUUUAGAAUACCAAAACAUGCUUCAAAUGGUGCACAGCUUUAAAAAAAAAACACUAAAAAAGAGCUAUGCUUAUGUGCUAACGCUGGACUGUUAUUUUUUCAGAAACUCGUACCAAAUAGUCUACCUUUACACCAUUAACUGUCGCAAAUCAACGACGAGUGGUGCUGAAGCUCUCCUCCUUAUUAACGAGGAUGCUAACAGGAUGGUUCACCCAAAAAUGAAAAUUCUGUCAUCAUUUACAAUAUUUUAAGUUGUUCUCAACCUGUAGUAGGCCUAGUUGUUUUGUUUCUCUCUCUUUCUCUCUGCUGAACACACAGUAUGUGUGUAAACAUGCAGCAGUUGCUGGUAGUAUGGGGGAAAAUACAGUGGAAGUAAUAUUUUCAAAAAAUCUUUUGUGUUCAACAGAAGAAAGAAACUAGGCUACAACAGGAUUGGAAAAACUUGAGGCUGAUAGCACAAUUUUCGUUUGUUGGUGAACAAUCCCUUUAAACGAGACAAAAAAAAAACAAAAAACAAAACAAAGCCUAUGUAUUUUUUACUCCGCUUUCGCUUCAAUUAAAGCAUCCUCUAUGUAUCUGUCAGAACGGAACAUCUUUACUCGUUUUCCUCGUACUCCGGCGCAGCGCGUGUUUUCUAGACGUCGUGUCAACUUCCCUCCGCACGCUCUCCGUUUCUAAAUGAUUGAAUAAUGCCUGCAGCGUUAUGUAUGUAGAUUACUCUUUAAAGAGCCCUAAAAUCGCGGCGCUGUGUUGUCUUUGUCAGGCCUGGGUGACCUGGGGUGUACUUUCGGCAGAGCACAGAGUUUCCCGGUGAGCUGAGACGACGAGAUGUGGUUUAGCUGCUCGAGCUCUUGUCGCCGCGGAGCAUGUUGACGGUUUAAAUGUGCCAGACAGAGAAUAGGCUGUCAGAGACAGCUCCUCUGCGCUGACAAGCACCGAGCUCCGCGCAAUUACACGCAGGUGUUUACCCAUUUUGACGGCCCAAAAGCACUCAUUAGAAUUUGCAGAACUCCAAACUGCACUUUUACCCUGCCAAAAAAGAAGUCAUGACUUUCCCACAAACCUGCAGCGCUUUAGGACAGAGCCGAAGCCAAAGUCUAAUCACAAAGUCGUUCAUUAGCCGACGGAUUCUCGGAGGGCGCACUUGCAUGUUAAACAGAUAUAGUUCGUUUAUACUUGACUUUGCGAAGGACGCGUUCUCUCGCUGUCUUAUAAUAUUGUCUGUUUGUAAUGUCAGUCAGAUGUAACGGCUCGUGAACCGACUCGUGCUUGGAUAAGCUGCUUUGUGACUCUCUGAACACAUCUCUUAUUAGCUAUGAUGUAGAACUUUGCGUGUUGGUUUUCAAUUAAAGUUUGGUCAACCAAUAGCAAAAGCAUAUGUGUGUGUGUUUAUUAUGUGCCCUUAUAAAUCUGUUAGAAGGCACUUAUAGGUCCUUAUAGGGAGUUCUAAAAAAGGGGAAGAAAGCAAAAAGGGCUUUUUUUGUCUUUUGUAAAAUACUGAAUUUGGCCUGUGUUGAUGACAAAACAAGGUUUGCUUUGAUCCAACCAAUGUUUCUACUCUCACAUGAACAAGAGAAGCUGGAGUCUUAAUAACAGUCUGCAUGUCACCAGGAUGCUUCCUGUUGUAAAUUGUUCUUUCUACUAUGGGGGAAAUGUUACUAAACAGUUUCUCGCUGAUAUAUUUUCCCCAGCAAUGAGGAAAGUAAUUGGGGUUUCUAAUGUGUAGUAUCUUGACAUAAAGUUGUAUGUUGAACUGAGAGCACCACACUGGUUUACAGAUGCUAAAUGUGCAGAAACCAUAUGAGUUGUUUGCUGGCAGAGCUGUAUCUAUUUAUGUCCUUUUUCAGCUUUGUAAACCAUAUAAAAACUCCCAUAUAUAUGUAACAAAGACUUGGUUUUUUAACUUUCUUCGCUGGCUGAUACAAGCAAUUAAUCUUUAGUGAAUGCUUUUUUACAGCUUUUUUCUCUGGUGUGAAUAAUUCCUGUCUUUUCCUGGUGUUAUGGGAUAUUUUUUGCUUUUCCAUAUGCAGGAGGAGCUAGUUUGGCUUUAUGUUACUAGA